Ambispora gerdemannii is the source of this 879-nucleotide messenger RNA. Lineage: Eukaryota; Fungi; Glomeromycota; Glomeromycetes; Archaeosporales; Ambisporaceae. The record is from the annotation of a GenBank genome assembly.
AUGUCUUUGGUAAUAACUGUUUCUCGACCAUUUCUUUCUGGAGUCAAGCAUAAUGCUCUUCUAUCAACAGCAUACUUGGCUCGCACCUUAAAAACCUCAGCAUCUGCUCAAAUGGUCGCGGAAGUUGUAGCACCUUCAUUGACCCGCAAACCAGUGCAAAAAAAGGCUCCUCAAUACAAGACAUUUGCAAUUUAUCGUUGGGACCCCGAUUACCCGAGUGCUAAACCCCAUUUACAACCAUAUGAGAUUGAUCUGAAUGCAUGUGGUCCAAUGGUCUUGGACGCGCUCAUUAAGAUCAAAAAUGAACAGGACGCUACAUUAACGUUCCGUCGUUCAUGUCGUGAAGGAAUUUGUGGAUCCUGUGCUAUGAAUAUUGAUGGUGUGAAUACUUUGGCUUGUUUAUGUAAGAUUGAUCGUAAUGCGUCAAAGAGCAAAAUUUAUCCUUUGCCUCAUAUGUAUAUCGUCAAAGAUAUAGUUCCAGAUAUGACACAUUUCUACAAACAAUACAAAUCGAUUGAACCGUACCUCAAAAAAAAGACCGAACACAAAGAAGGCAAUCGUGAAAACUUGCAAAGCAUCGCGGAUCGUAAGAAACUAGACGGUCUUUACGAAUGUAUCUUAUGUGCCUGUUGCUCCACUGCAUGCCCUAGCUACUGGUGGAAUUCUGAUGAAUACCUUGGCCCGGCUGUGUUGAUGCAGGCUUAUAGAUGGAUGGCUGAUACCAGAGACGAUUUUGCUCACGAGAGACGUGAGGCUUUACAGAAUCCUUUCUCGGUCUAUCGUUGCCAUACUAUCAUGAAUUGCACGCGUACGUGUCCAAAGGGCUUGAAUCCUGGAAAAGCGAUCGCACAGAUUAAGAAAGAUAUGGCAUUGGAUUGA